AUGAUUCCACUCCGAUCACCCCUUCGCCCUAACACGAACUCUUGGGCUUUAGUCUAUUCCUGCACCCGUUCAUACUCGGCAUGGCAACACAACCUAACCUGGUGCAACGCACACUACAAAAGCUCUCUCAAGCUACUUCGCCUUACACUACCAGAGCUGCCAGGGGUACCUCUACAUCCGCCACCACCACUGCUGCUACGGGGCGUACACCCGUAUACUUUGUGUCUCAUGGAGGUGUUCGUUACCCCUUCCCGAAUAUAAGCCACCUCGUUACAUAUUCGCCCUCACUAACUUUCUGCUUCUUUUCCGGUGAGGAAAAGCCAAACAUAAUGUACCAAGUCGAGCACCCGGCCUUCCACCAAUUUCAAAAGAUUGGGAAGGAAAUCACUACAAAGGUCAAGCCGAAGGCUGUCGUGGUUUUCUCGGCACAUUGGCAGGCAGCGGCGGCGGGGAGUAAGGUUGAGGUCAAUACCGCGGAAUUCGCCGAUCUGAUAUAUGAUUAUAAUGGCUUUCCGGAUCAUUACUAUAAGCACAAGUAUCCGAAUGUGGGGUCCCAGGAGCUUGCGGAAAAGGUUUUGGAGUUGCUAGAGGAGGCUGGGAUUGAGAGCCAGGGAGUAAAGCGGGGGCUUGAUCAUGGGGUUUUUACUCCGUUUACCUGCAGUAUGUGCCUUUUCGAUCCCGGGUUGGGCAGACCGGGGGGUAGUGAUUCGGGUGGCUGACCGCGGUAGUGUUUGACCCGGAGGAGAAUCCACUGGGGGUUCCGGUAGUGCAGGUUUCGCUAUUUGGUCAAGAGGAUCCUAAUAUGCAUUAUGCUCUCGGAAGGGCUGUUUCCAAGCUCCGAGAUGAGGGGGUGGUUAUUAUUGGAUCCGGAAUGGCAGUACAUAAUCUCCGGUAGUGUCCUCCCUUACUCUGAUUCUCUUCUCAAUCCUAACGAUGGAUUUAGUGACCUCCAAUCUGCGAGGAUGUCUGGUAAGCUGUUGGAUUACGUUGUUCCUUUUGACGAAGCUAUAAAAGAGGCAGUGACAAAUGUCGCCUCGGGCGAGGAACGCAAAGCAAAACUAGCAGAGCUCCUCACCAGGAGCGAUGCCAGAAACGCGCACCCCACCUUCGAGCAUUUGCUUCCCGUCCAUAUCGCCUCUGGGGCUGCUGGAGGCGAUAAUGCAGUUCAAUUGUGGACACUACCAGAGAUGAGUAUGAGCUGGGCGCAGUACCGGUUUGGUGAAGUUCAAAGUUAG
Messenger RNA from Tuber aestivum (summer truffle), 1235 nucleotides. The record is from the annotation of a GenBank genome assembly. Lineage: Eukaryota; Fungi; Ascomycota; Pezizomycetes; Pezizales; Tuberaceae.